CCAAACCAGUUCCGAAACCCUAUUUCUCGAAUUCUUCUUCUUCUCAGGCUACCUCUUUCUUUCCUUUCUUCCUCCUCGCUGUCUUUUCUCUAUCUAAAGUCAAUCUAUCGAGACCUCUACAGUUUUGUUUGUGGAAUCGGAGCACUGUAUGUUUGAGUACUUUCUGCUGUGACGGAUCAGCCCAAGGUCUUAUCGAGUCUUGACCAAAUAAGCACAGCAUGUCUACAAAGAGAGUUAUAGCCAUAUGUCAGUCUGGUGGUGAGUUCAAGACAGAUGAAUCUGGGUCUUUAUUCUAUGAUGGUGGGGAGGCCUAUGCAGUGGAUGUGGAUCAGGAAAUGAAAUUGCGUGAUUUCAAGAAAGAACUAGCUGAUACAUUUAACUGCAGUGUGGAUAACAUAUCUCUCAAGUACUUUCUUAUAGGAAACAAGAAGACCCUUAUAACAAUCUCCAAAGACAAGGACCUGAGAAGAAUGGUAGAUUUCUGUCAGAACUCUGAUCAAGUUGAUGUAUUUGUAGUGAUGACAGAGGGACGAGAUGUGCCAAGAUUAUUAAAUACGCCUCCUAGUAGGUCAAAUAUGGCUGUCAUUUCAGAGGAUGUGGUCUCUUUGGUGACCCCUCUUAACAUGAUGGACAGUGUUACUCCAAUUGGUAUGAUUGAAGCAACUGAAACAACACCAAGUCAACCGGCUCUUGCCAUGGAGGGUGACAACCGUCUCAAGGUUACUGUGCAAUGGGAGAACGCAAUUAUUGGUGUAGAUCAAAGAUUUAGUAGUUUCGGUGAAUUUCGUGAAGCUUUGCAUAAGUACUCUAUUGCUCAUGGAUUUGCUUAUAAGUAUAAGAAAAAUGAUAGUCAUCGUAUAAGUGCUAAAUGUAGAUCAGAAGGUUGUCCUUGGAGAAUAUAUGCUUCUAGGUUGGCCUCCACCCAUUUAGUAUGCAUAAAAAGGAUGAAUUCCAAUCACACAUGUCAAGGUUCUGGCACAAAAGCUCGUUGUUGGGGAUCUAAAGGCUUGGUUGGAAGUAUAAUAAAGGAAAAAGUGAAAGUUUCUCCACAUUGCAAGAUAAAGGAUAUAGCCAAAGAAAUUGAAAGCGAGUAUGGGAUACAGCUGAACUACUCUCAGGCUAGACGAGCAAAAAUGAUGGCCAAACAGGAGCUUCAGGGAACUCAUGAAGAGGCAUAUAAUGAACUACCAUAUCUGUGUGGAACGAUGUUGGAAACUAAUCCUGGUAGUGUUGCUAUCGUGACUACAAGAGAGGAUUCAAGUUUCCAUCGUCUUUUUGUCUCUUUUCAUGCCUCAAUAUCUGGUUUCCUGAAAGGUUGCCGCCCACUCCUCUUCCUCGAUGUCAUCCCCUUGUACUCGAAAUACCAAGGAGUGUUGUUAGUUGCUUGUACUGCUGAUGGGAAUGAUGGUGUUUUUCCUGUGGCAUUUGCUGUUGUAGAUGUAGAUGAUGCUGAAAAUUGGCGUUGGUUCCUCCUGGAGUUAAAAUCUAUCUUGUCAGGAUCCCAACCAAUCACAUUUGUUGCUGAUUUUCGGAAGGGGUUGAAAGAAUCCAUAAGUGAAAUAUUUGAGAAUGGCCACCACGGUUAUUGUUUGCGCCAUCUUGCUGAGAAACUGAAUGAAGAUAUGAAGGGCCUUUCGCAUGAAGCCAGACGAAUUAUGGUUCAAGAUCUAUACGCUGCCGCAAGUGCAGCAAAAGUCGAGGAUUUUCAAAGCUGCACCGAGAAUAUAAAAUCCAUAUCGAGCGAGGCUUAUAACUGGGUAAUACAGAGCGAGCUUAACCAGUGGGCAAAUGCAUUCUUUGCAGGGACGCGAUAUAACCACUUGGCAUCUGAUUUUGGUAAACUGAUCUACAGUUGGGUGUCUGAGUCCCAUGAUUUUCCUAUAACUCAGUUGGUUGAUAUUUUAAGAGCAAAAAUGAUGGAUUUGAUUUACACUCGGCGUACUGAGUCCAGCCAGUGGGCAACUAAAUUGACUCCCACGAUGGAGGAAAAAUUGAGAAUCGAGAUAUCAAGAGUGCACUCGCUUCAGGUAAUGCUUGCAAAUGGCGAUAAAUAUGAAGUUCAUGGUCAGCGUGUCGAAGAGGUUGAUAUCAGUCGUUGGGACUGUAGCUGCAAGGGAUGGCAGCUUACAGGAAUACCUUGUAGCCACGCAAUUGCUGUUCUUGAUUUUCUUGGCAAGAGUCCGUAUGAUUACUGUUCAAGUUACUUGACGGUUGAAAUUUACUUCCUCGCCUAUGCUGAGUCAAUUAAUCCAGUCCCUAACGUGGAAAGAUCAGAACAAAAUACUGAAGUUGCAUUUACCAUUGUUAACCCGCCAACCAAGCGCCCCCCUGGAAAACGGAAACUUAAACAGCCAGGAUCACUAGAGUUUAUUAAACGUCAACUCCAAUGUAGCAAGUGCAAGGGCCUUGGUCACAACAAGAAAACAUGCAGGGCAGUAAAUGGAGAAAUAGUAAAUGGUAGCGGCAUGGAUAUAUCAAGUGAAGAGACCGAGUUGCCUUGUGUGGUAAUUGAUAUGUAACCAGAAUUUGGUGAUAGGAAGAGAUAUUAUGGGUGGUGGAUUAUUAGGAUAUUAUGAAUCUUGAGAUUUAGUUUUGUAAAUCUUGUUUUUACAUUUGUUGUUAGUUACUCUACCCCCUAACCCUACCCUGAUUUGAACUUGAAAACUGUAAUUUCCUCCCUUAUAUAUAUUUUUCAGGAUACUUAAAUUGUGUAAUUUCUUAAGUUGCAAUAUUUUCUUCUUUUUCUUUU
This is a messenger RNA of Impatiens glandulifera, 2749 nucleotides long. RefSeq lists its product as uncharacterized. Gene Ontology annotation, molecular function: zinc ion binding; protein binding. The record is from RefSeq and is a predicted model, not a curated record. The coding region runs from base 219 to 2519 and encodes 766 amino acids. Lineage: Eukaryota; Viridiplantae; Streptophyta; Magnoliopsida; Ericales; Balsaminaceae. The transcript has 4 exons.